This is a messenger RNA of Python bivittatus (Burmese python), 3284 nucleotides long. The record is from RefSeq and is a predicted model, not a curated record. NCBI's taxonomy places the organism in Eukaryota, Metazoa, Chordata, Lepidosauria, Squamata, Pythonidae.
CAAUUUUGCUACAAUAGGCUCUGUUCAUAACUAUGGGUUGUCGGUAACCUGGGCGUUCUUAAGCAGUUCUCCUUCCACAGAUCACAUUUGAGAACGAGCACCAAGGUCCACCACAACAUUGUAGGCAUUUCCCUAUCAGGACCUGGCAUGUGACUCCCUCACAUGAAUAAGCAUCACCCAAACAUCUCUGGGGAAUCAUUGGGGUGACUCAGUUUCUUUAGGGUGACUUUGAAUUCUCCAGAGCAGCCUAGGCUCAGAAACCAGUUUUACUCGUUUCGGGCAGCAGACGUACAAAUUAAUGUGGGUUUCCCACCUACCUCCAUGAGCCACCACCAAUUUGGGCAACAUGCAGAAAUUCGAUUGCAAAUUUUGCCGCCUUUCCAGACGUCCACCUUCGAUGCCUUUCUGAUCGAGAGAUUCCACCUCUCUGUUCUCUGCCAAAUCUACUUUUCCUCCACUAGAUUUCUUUCAAAGUUGCUUCACGUCUAGGAGGUAGUCAUUUCCUGUUUUAAAAAGAAAGACUCCCUCAAGUCACGUUCAGCUCCUGGUAGCUACGUGAAAACGGCCCAGGCAGCCUUCAAACUUUCUUCAGCAAAGUUUGUUGUCGUCGAGUUCCCAGUCAAACCUUCGGCCCUGAGAUUUCCUGGGGCCGCAGGGAGAGAUUGGAGGAAUCACCAAAUAGAAACGAGGAUUUCUUGUCCAAGGACUUCCCUUCUGUCCCCAGACACGGGGCACGUCCUUAGACAGGCGCCAGGGUCUGGGGAAUGAGCACAUGGUCAAUAAAAGUCAAGUGGCUAAUGUGACUGGCACGGGAUUUGAUAUGGCAAAUCGUUCCUAUUAGAAUGAGAUAAAAGCAAAGCAGGAGGCAAGGGUUACUCCUGUUGAGAUUAUGAGAACCAGGAAGUUUUGGCGCUUUCAAAAUCCCCCUUUUGCUGCUUUGCUGGAUCACGCUUGCAAGGGGGGGAAAAGGGGCAAAGCAAAGUUAAACUGGGAGAGCCGGGUGCCUCGCUUGGAAGAAGAUAACCCUGACGUUGAAAAGAUCGUAGUGUGUGGGUAAAGCUUUCUGACGCUCCAGCACUAACCCCAGAUUUCGGCCUCUGUACUGACUGUCUUUCUAGAGCCAAUCUGAGCUAGUUUUCGCAGGGGGCUUUAGCGGCCGAGUAUCUGCUUGCAAGCGGACGGUGGACAUCUCGCGUUCAUGUAUUGAUGGGGACGGCACAUCGGUUGCAAACAGGACAGUGAUUCUCUUCCCAGGGCGGGAGGGAUACGAGUCUCUCUGCGGGAGAAUCGGAAAGCUUUCGUCCUUGGUUGGGGAGAUCACGGCUCUUCAUCCCCCUCCCCAAUCGGACGAGUCACGGAAGAGAGAAAAGGGUGCCGAGGCCUGUUUUUCUGGACAUCCCAGAAGGAAGGACGCGAGCCGCUUCCCUUCAAAUGACCAUAAGGCCUGUGGUCAGGAGUUGUAGCCCCAAAGCUGAGAAGACAUGGGGAGGGGGCAAAGUCUCACGGCUGGUUUUUCUUUCCCCCUCUGAAAUGCAACAAAGAUUGCACGGGCCCCUGCUCUUGUGCCCCGAAUCCUGAGCCGAGGGAGUUAAGCCACGCUGGCAUCCGUCACCUCGGUGGUCUGAACAGAUUCGUAUUCUGGUUUGUCUUAGGCUGUGUGUGCGGCUGGCCAGCGCUGCCCCCAACGAGCUGAGCAGGGUCUCUAGCCGGGCCCACCGAGAUCCCUUGCGGAUUUCAUGGAGUCAGCAACACUUCUCCCUUCUCGCCUUAGGAGAAGCACCGGCUGGGGUUCUGCCAUGUCCUGCUUCACCCAAGUCUGGCACACAGAUGUGCCAGAAUCCCCACCCACAACUCCCCUGAGUCCCGUCCCGGCUGCCCCCCACGAGAGACCGAUCCCGCUCAGUCCGAUUGUGAUCACCUCUCCCUCUGCGGAAGACAGACCCGGGGUGUGUUCGCCUGUGGGGUCUCCGGCGAGCUCCCCCGUGGACGGAAAGACCAGGCUGGGCUCCCCCACGGACAGGCCCACCUCGCCCAUCGAAUGCUCCAUCUGUUUCAACACCUACGACAACCUCUUCAAGACGCCCAAGGUCCUCCAGUGCCAUCACACCUUCUGCUUGGAGUGCUUGGCCCGGCUGACGGCCGCCCUGCCUCCCAACCGGGUGGAGGACCAGCUCCCGUGCCCCUUCUGCAGGCAGCUCACCGACAUCCCGCUCGAAGGAGCUCCUGGUCUCCAGACGAGCAAAGACGUGUUGGCAACGCUGCCACUGGAGCUCCAGAAGGAGAAGGCCCUUUGGAUGGAAGGGACCAAGCUGUGCUGCAGACAGUCCUCCGACCCGGAGAACGCCAGUGCCUGCAUCACCAUCGACAUUGCCCCCAGCAAACCCGAAGUGCCCGAGACCCCCACAGAAGGCUUCAUCGGACGUCUCUCCCGCUGCUCCAUAUGCGACGACUGGAAACGAGUCGUCCUGCUUUCGGUGUUGAUCAUCAUCCUCUUUUGCAUCAUCCUGUGGCCGGUCCAGUGCAUCUUGAAGACAGGGAACUUGCGGUGCCUGAACAAAUUCACACUCCCGCGGCCAAAUUACGUGCCUUACCAUCACACCACCCCGGCCCCCGUGCUGGACAUCACCAAGCUCAUGGAGUGAUUGAAGGGGGCCCUGCAGCGCUGCUCUGGCCUGGGUUGACCGCUCAUCAUGUGGGAGAAAGCCACUCUGCCCACAGAGUCCUGGUCUCCUCUUGAAGGGACCAGGGAGAUGGGACGGACGUGUCCUGCCCGUUCUAGAGGACCACGUUGGGUUUAAAGGACCAACAGGUUGACCUGGUGCAAUGCAACUCACAUAAAUGCUUGCGUGCCCACGGUCUUGGGACAGCUCGAUGCUCUUUUCAGACCCUCUUGAUCACGCCAACUUGAGACAUCCAUGUGCCCACUUCUACACCUCCUAAGGUGUCCCCUGGCUUGCCAACCUACAGACCUGCUUUGUGAGGCCCAGCUGCUGAAGUCCAUACAGAAGACAACCUGUUUUGCACAUAUGGGAGAACCCGCUCCCCGACGGGGGUUCUCCCAAUCCUGCCACCAUGAGAGUGGCAAGAGAACCAAAACGCUCCUCCUUCCAAGGGGAAGACGCCAAUUCGAGCCAACGGAUCACACUAUGCCUACUCUCCCCCCUUUGCUGAGCAUAAAGAGCUGACCCUUAACCCUUUGCCUCUACCUCCUAUUUUAUUUGGGCAAAAGGUGGGGAAACCCUUAAUUUUCUAUUGUGAUUAAACAUUUCAGUUUUAUACCGCUG